Protopterus annectens (West African lungfish) is the source of this 3521-nucleotide messenger RNA. It is a transcript of the gene SLC23A1, whose product is annotated as solute carrier family 23 member 1. Gene Ontology annotation, biological process: transmembrane transport. Bases 1 to 1767 code for a protein of 588 amino acids. NCBI's taxonomy places the organism in Eukaryota, Metazoa, Chordata, Ceratodontiformes, Protopteridae. The record is from RefSeq and is a predicted model, not a curated record. Gene Ontology annotation, molecular function: transmembrane transporter activity. Gene Ontology annotation, cellular component: membrane. The transcript has 13 exons.
AUGGCCACAGCUGCAAUUAAGACAGCACAGCUUCCGAUCCCUGUUAAUACUGAAUUUGAUAUGAUUUACAAGAUUGAAGAUGUACCUCCAUGGUAUCUAUGUAUUUUACUAGGUUUUCAGCAUUACUUAACAUGUUUUAGUGGAACAAUAGCAGUACCAUUCCUUUUAGCAGAGUCACUCUGCAUUGGGAAAGAUCAGUAUACUGUCAGUAAAUUAAUUGGAACAAUAUUCACCUGUGUUGGAAUCACAACAUUUAUUCAAACAACGGUUGGAAUCAGGCUUCCUUUAUUUCAGGCAAGUGCAUUUGCCUUCCUGGUUCCAGCUAGAGCAAUUCUAGCACUGGAUAAGUGGAAAUGUCCUCCAGAAGAUGAAAUCUAUGGAAACUGGACCCUACCCUUAAACACAACGCAUAUCUGGCAGCCAAGGAUAAGAGAGAUUCAAGGAGCUAUUAUAGUGGCCAGUCUGGUGGAAGUGUUUAUCGGGUUUAUUGGCUUGCCAGGACUCUUGCUUAAGUACAUUGGCCCUCUCACGGUCACACCAACUGUAUCCCUCAUUGGACUCUCAGUGUUCCAGGCUGCUGGAGACAGAGCAGGAUCGCACUGGGGCAUUUCUGUGCUGUCCAUUGUUUUGAUCAUCCUUUUUGCUCAGUACCUACGAAAUAUCAAAUUUCCUAUGCCAUUUUAUAAAUGGCGGACUGGAUGCACAGUAACUGAAAUCCACAUCUUCAGAAUGUUUCCGAUAAUAAUAGCGAUCAUGGUCGUCUGGCUGCUUUGCUACAUUUUAACACUAACCAAUGUGUUUCCCAUCGAUCCAAAAUCCUAUGGAUUUAAAGCACGGACAGAUGCAAGAGGAGAUAUAAUGUCCAUUGCACCGUGGUUCCGCUUCCCAUAUCCAUGUCAGUGGGGCCUACCAACAGUGACUGCUGCAGGUGUUUUAGGCAUGUUCAGUGCUACACUAGCUGGUAUAAUUGAGUCUAUAGGAGAUUACUAUGCCUGCGCCAGACUUGCAGGUGCACCACCACCACCCAUCCAUGCUAUCAACAGAGGGAUUUUUACAGAAGGCAUUUCAUGUAUAAUUGCUGGACUGCUUGGGACAGGAAAUGGCUCAACUUCAUCAAGUCCAAAUAUCGGAGUCCUCGGAAUCACAAAGGUAGGGAGUCGAAGAGUGGUUCAGUAUGGUGCGGCUGUUAUGUUCAUCUUGGGGACCAUAGGAAAAUUCACAGCACUGUUUGCUUCGCUUCCGGAUCCCAUCCUUGGAGGGCUGUUCUGCACAUUGUUUGGGAUGAUUACUGCUGUUGGGCUAUCUAAUCUGCAGUUUGUGGACAUGAACUCAUCACGUAAUCUCUUCGUUUUGGGGUUUUCGAUGUUUUUGGGGCUUACUCUGCCCAACUACCUGGAUGCCAAUCCUAAUGCAAUUAAAACAGGUGUUCCAGCAAUCGACCAAACUUUAACAGUGUUAUUGACAACAGAAAUGUUUGUUGGUGGCUGCAUUGCUUUCAUCUUGGAUAACACUAUACCAGGUACUGCAGUAGAGCGAGGCCUUAUCCAGUGGAUGGCAGGAGCACAUGCAAGCAGUGAAUCUCAUAAAGAAGUGAAAUCAUAUGAUUUUCCAUUUGGAAUGAGCUUUGUUAAAAGAGUUGCUUGCUUCAAGUAUCUCCCUAUUUGCCCAGUGUUCAAGGGAUUUACUCUACGAAAGCAUGCUGGCAACAAAAAACUCCCUGAAAACACACAAGAAAUCAUUGAGGACAAUGUCUGCACAAGAGUCUAAUCGAUUUGCAGUCUCAGUAAAUAUUUCUGUCCAGAAGCUAACACUAUAUAGUGAACAGCCACAAAACAACACUGAUUUUUGUAUUAAGAAAGUGAAAUCCAGCACAAGUGUCUCAAAAGUAACAGAGAAACUGAACGUUUUAUCCAAAAGCAAUUCUGAAUGGCUGAACAAGAAAUCAGUGUAAAACAAACUUCAAAACUAGUACUUCUAAUGAUAUGGACUACUAGGUGUAUGAUCUCUCAAUCCAUAUCACUGUUACCAGUAUCUGAGGGUCAGGGGUUACAGUUCCAUCUGCUAAACUGUCCCAGUAAAUAUUAGUAAUCAAUAACACCAAACAAAAUAAAAUAUAAAUAUACAUAAAUAUAAAUAACUAUAAACAGCUAAGAGUGGGCUCACGAACAUAUGUGAAAUGCAUACUGUUGCCUUAGGCUACAAACCUACACCAUCCACAUCCAAGUAAGCUCCAGACUGAACAACUACAUAGCACAGUUACAGGCCCUAGGUUCCUAGGCUCUCCACCACCUCACUCUCAAAUCAAUGUCUUACAGUGCUAGUUUAUCCAAGUGAAUGCAAUUUGAAUACAGCUAUUGCAUUCAUAAGCAAAUACACACACAGACACACACACACACAGUCAAGCACACAUACAAACUUACAAGAGAGUCUAGUAAUGCUUUCCAGUGCCACACGACUCUUCUGCUUUAUGGUAGAAUUCCCACCAUCAAGGUCAUUACUGGAAAACUCGAGUUACUGUUCCACUCUUAAAAAUCAUUAUUUCAGACAGCUACAGCAAAGGAGAGAGCAGAAGAGAGAAUGUUGACUAGAAAAUUAACAUCAGACUGUCCAGACAAUCUAACACUCAUUUCUUGACAUUAGUGUCAGCACUAUUAGUGAUUUUAUAAAUUGAUUAUAUGAAGACCUGAAAAUCACAACAAAGUGAAUAUUAUCUACACACCUACCCAGGUGUAUGGAUUAGUUUCCAGCACUGACACUGCAAUGCAGCAUAAGGGGAGUGCUGCAGUCCUGAGUAUACCAUUCUUUAGAUGGGAUGUUAAACCAAGGCCCCGUCCGUCUGAACUGAUGGCAGCUCAGAUGGAUGUAAGAGAUCCAACAACAUAUAUCGAAAAGAGCUGGGAAAGUUCCCAAAUGCCCUAGCCAAAGUUCCCCUAAUAGUAUAACUACUACCUUGGAUCUCCUCUGAAAAGAGGUCACUAGUCUAGAAGAACUAAACCAGUCAACAAAGGAUAGAUAAAUAAAUAAAUGCUAAAAGCAGAUGCAGGUUUAUAUAUAUUUUCUUCACAUCACUGAAAUAAUGUAUGUGCAAUUGCAUAUUUAAAUUUCAUAUCUGGAAAAAUGCCUACAUUUUUCAUUACAGCUUUAUUACAGUAUUAACAGGAUGCAUAAGCAGAAACACAAUAAUAAUCCAACUCCUAACAUUUGUUUGGGGGGACUAUAAUGCAGAGCUAGUCUCUAGAAACAAUACUGAAUGUCCAGCUGGAAAUCAGUCCAUCAUUAAAUCAUAAAUCCUUCACACAGAGAAUCACGUGUAAGUUGUUAGAAAGAAUGAAUACACAAAUUAUGAUGCUGUAAUUCAGAACAAAAAUCUAAAAUCUACAUUAAGAAGCACACCAAGAGGCUGUUAUUCAUAGAAGAAUCUACCACCCACUAUGUCCAGGAAUGCCCAAAACUUUAUUCUAAAAUCAGCAUCUUGGCCCAAUACUGAGCAUCUAAACAUUAAACUGGGCUGCAAAAUAGUA